Molecule: messenger RNA, 1371 nt
Organism: Owenia fusiformis
Lineage: Eukaryota; Metazoa; Annelida; Polychaeta; Sabellida; Oweniidae
Source: the annotation of a GenBank genome assembly
UGGAUGUUGAUGCUGUUGACCGGACAUUGUUAAUAAGAUAGUACCUUCCGAGGAUGAAAACGAAAUUGUCAGUAGAAAAGGUGGAAACGAGAUUAACAUGCGACUCGUUACACAGUGGAUUUAUUACAUAUAUUAUUGUAACCAUCAGAAGUACAGCAAGGGAUAUCUAAAUUCAUAAAAAAAGUUUUAUUUCGAAGGAAAUUCAGAAUAUAGUAUGAUAUCAUGAAAUUAUUUCUUAAGAAAUUGCGUCCGUUGGUGAGAAUGGUAACUGUGACUUUAAUUGUCGCGUUAAUGUAUCUACUGUUAAACCAUUUGGAAGAUACAUUAAUUAGCAACACCAGUGACCCCUUCGUUAGAAGUUGCGACUUCAUAUCAGAAAUCAGAGCAACUGCCGUAAAAUACAAUAGUGCCAAUACAGAUAGUACAUUACUACAAGGGCAAUCACUUGGAAUCAACACAACGCGUAUCGCCAUAGGAUGCGCUAUAAAAAUUCGAGAAAUGGACCUUCAGAAAGACGACAUAUCCCAUCUGCCUCUAUUUGUGGAUUUGCUUCCUUCUUUCUGUUCAACAAUGUCGAAAGGUUUCAUAUAUGAAUUUUAUUUUGCGCAUGAUUAUAACGACACAUUCUUCAUUGGAGACGCUGCUUAUGAGAGGUUCAAUGAGAUAUUUAAUGGUGUCCUAAAGAAUAGAAGUGAGUGUCAUAAAUUUGAGGACAUUGAAAAAGCAAUAAAUGUCCAUUUUGUGAAAUGUCAAUAUUCAGGCAAGCCAGCGUGGGCCCAAAACGAUGCUAUGAUGGCUGCGCACGCAGAUAAUAUGACGUUUUUCUACAGAAUUAACGAUGACACAAUUUUACAGACAAGUGGUUGGACGGAACAAUUUAUUGCUACCCUAUCUACGUAUAAACCUCCAUUGAUAGGCGUUGUCGGACCAAAUCACAAAGGCGGCAAACUGUCCAUACUUACUUACGACUUCGUACAUCGACAUCAUAUCGACAUAUUCGGUUUCUAUUAUCCCCGGGAACUAAGUGCAUGGUACGCAGACGACUGGAUUACUAGAGUAUACGAACCAUCGAGAUCCUUGAAAUUAAGAAAUAUCAAAUUAUUUCAUACUAAAAAGUUAGGAAUACGCUACGAUCGAGAUAAAGCUCACAGUAAGAUGCUGCCAAAAUUGCUCAAGAGAGACAGAAAAGUUUUACAAACCUAUUUAAAAACCCACCCACCUUGACUGUAAUGUUUAUUGAAGAAGUAUUAAAUGUUCACAGAUAUUUUGUUUGGUGACUGUAUUAAUGGUGACAGGUCAUAGUGACAGGUCAUCUCAACCCCAAGUCAUCUCAACCCAGUCCAACUCAACCCCAAGUCAAUUCAACCCCAA